CGAAUUGGUUGAUGCUAGUAAUCCUAAAAUCCAACUCAUGGAACGCAUGAAUAGUCCGCUUCACGACGAUGAUAAUGAUUAUGAGAGGAAGGGGGAGGUCGUCACAACCACCGGGAUGCCUGCCCUCAUGGACGAGCUCAUAGAGGAAAUCCUGCUGAGGAUUCCGGCGAGUUCUCUUGUGCGAUUAAGGAACAGCGUCUGCGGUUCAUGGAGAACCCUAAUUUCCAGUUCCCAAUUUGCCCAGGACCACCUUCGACGUUCAAUGGCGGUGGAUCUAGCCUUGACCCACCUGCGUAUUGCCUAUUAUAGCUACUCAAACCCCAUCAUCGGAAUUUUCUCCGCCCGAUCUGUGUUCGAGAACCCUCCCCGUGAACCGACUAAAGUAGUCCCCUACGAGGGACGACGCUGCCGUAGCAUCAUUGGCUCUUGUAAUGGAUUGCUGUGCUUGCUCGACGAUGAGCUUGAAGAUCGUGCCAUCCUGUGGAACCCCUGCACUGGACUCACAUCUCAGCCGCUUAAAAUUGGUAGUAUCUUCCACUAUUGUGGAUUCGGUUAUGAUCAUGUGAACGACAAGUAUAAGCUUCUCGGGAUUGUGAUUAAGAAAUCAGGUGAAUCUGUCACCAGAAUUUUCACAUUCGGCCCAAAAUCUAAAUGGAGAACAAUUCAGGAUUUCCCAUAUAGACUACAUGACCGCGAUAACAAGGCUUCUGUGGUGGGUCGGACAGGGCGUUUUGUAAGUGGCACUGGCACUCUUAAUUGGCUUCUUCGCGGCCGUCGUAGUAGUUUUGUGGCAGUUCUUUCCGUUGACUUGGUGAAAGAGACUUAUAGUCAGUUUUCCGCUCCCAGUAGGGAUUCAGAUGAUAAUCACAGUGUGUUUCCCCGAUUGGAUAUCUUGGGGGGUUGUCUUGCUGUUUGUUGUGAGACUAAGAAAACUCAUUGGACUCUCUGGUUGAUGAAGGACUAUGGAGUUCCUCAAUCUUGGACUAAGUUGGCAAUAAUCGGCCACCACCCGCUACUCAUUAAUUCUCGUUUAAAUUAUGUACUACGGCCUAUGUACAUGUUGAAAAAUGAUGUUCUACUGGCGAAAUCUCCUAGUGGCAAGUUAGUUUUAUGCAACAUAAAUGAUGGCAGCAUAUAUUUUCCUAAUAUUGACACCUCCAGUGAUGGCAUGACCAAACACCGUCCUUUAUCUCGGGGUGUAGGCUCAAGGAUCUUUCACAUCUAUCAUGAAAGUUUAGUUUCACCCUCGCACUUUGGUCUUCCAAGUUGCUCAUCUGAAAUGCGGUUAUUUAAGCCAAGCCUAUAAUCUCUUGAGGAUAGUUUGCAUUUUGGUAUCUUUUGGGGAAGAGUAUCCUACACAGUCUCUUGAAUCCAUAACUUCAUUAUCAUAA
Messenger RNA from Arachis stenosperma, 1391 nucleotides. RefSeq names its product F-box/kelch-repeat protein At3g23880-like. Gene Ontology annotation, molecular function: protein binding. Lineage: Eukaryota; Viridiplantae; Streptophyta; Magnoliopsida; Fabales; Fabaceae. The record is from RefSeq and is a predicted model, not a curated record. The coding region runs from base 38 to 1306 and encodes 422 amino acids. The transcript has a single exon.